Molecule: messenger RNA, 1620 nt
Organism: Daldinia childiae
Lineage: Eukaryota; Fungi; Ascomycota; Sordariomycetes; Xylariales; Hypoxylaceae
Product: Ceramide glucosyltransferase
Exons: 2
Coding region: 1-1620 (539 amino acids)
Biological process (GO): glucosylceramide biosynthetic process
Cellular component (GO): membrane
Molecular function (GO): ceramide glucosyltransferase activity
Source: RefSeq, a predicted model, not a curated record
AUGCCUUCAUACAUUGUUCAGGCGUUAGGUAGCGCAGGCAUCAUAUGGGGCUUUACCAUCGUUUUAGUUCAAAGCAUUGGUCUCUAUAAAAUCUUCCGUUACUAUUCGUCAGUCCCCGCCGCCCCGGUGUCUCCAUACCUACCGAAAGAUGAGGUGCCGCACGUAACUAUCAUCCGGCCUGCCAAGGGUCUAGAACCCGGCUUGUACGAAUGUCUUGCCUCCGUAUUCCACCAGUCUUAUCCGAAAGACAAGUUGACCAUCUACUUCUGCGUCUCCUCCAAGGAAGAUGCCGCGUACCCCGUCAUCCUCAAGCUCCUCGAUAAUCACUCCGAUUUCGAUGCCAAGGUUUUCGUCGAAACCGAAGACCCUUACCUCCACGGUGAUGGCGGCCACGUCGAUAAUGUUGGUCCGAACCCCAAGAUCCGCAAUUUGAGUAGGGCGUAUAGAGAAGCGAAAGGGGAUAUAAUAUGGCCUCUAGACUGCAACGUGUGGAUAGCAAGGGAUGUAGCUGGUCGUAUGGUCGAUAAGCUCUGCGGAUACAAACCGGACGGCAAGCGAGCGAAACCUUUCAAGUUCGUCCACCAACUACCUUUAGUAGUAGAUACCGUUACCUCUAUGAGCUCUUCAAACUCCGCAGGACAGACUCUACUGUCCGGAUCUUCAGUGACUGGCGGCUCCGAUGCGCAGUCUAGCGUCGACGUGCCGUCUUCUGUUUUGUCUAGGUCCUGGGCUCACGGGGGCGGAAGAUUGGAGGAGAUGUUUAUGGCUACGACGCACGCUAAGUUCUAUGGCGCUAUUAAUACCGUUGGUAUUGCGCCUUGCAUUGUUGGGAAGAGUAAUAUGUUCCGCAAGUCGCAUCUCGAUCAAGUUACAGAUCCAGCCCAAAACCCAAUCUUGACAGGCAGAGCCGCAACUCUGCCCAAGGGCCUAGAUCAUUUCUCUCUCUUCAUGUGCGAAGAUCACGUCAUUGGUGACCUUCUAUGGCGUUCCAAUCUGCCCGGCUUCGCAAAUCAUGGUCUUGUUUGGGGCGACCUCGCGAUCCAGCCUAUGGCGGGAAUGUCAGUACCCGCUUACGUCGCACGUAGGGUGAGAUGGUUGCGUGCUAGGAAAUGGACCGUAUUGUCAGCUACUCUAGUCGAACAUGGCGUCGAGAGCCUCGUGUGCUGCUUCUACGUGUCCUUCGGUCUUACUAGCGUUCCUUGGUUUCAUCAGACCCUUGGCAUCCCACAAACUUGGAAGGCUCUGUGGCAGCUUUGGCUCGCUGGCGUUGCGCUCUGGAUGGUUGUAGACCGGAUCGUAUUCAGGAAGUUGCAUGCAGGACACAGCAUACACGUGGACGAACAGACGCCAUUAUUUGCCCGGGGCACGAGCCGCGGCGGAGCUGAAAAGCGCCGAUUCGGCGAGUGGUUCCUGGCUUGGUUAGGACGGGAGGUCCUGGCCCUCCCUGUCUGGACGUGGGCCGUCUUCCUCGGUGCCACCGUGAAUUGGAGGGGAAAGCAAUUUCGGGUCCGAUCAGAUAUGACGGUCGUUUCGAUAGAUUCGGAGCCUGAGGAGCGGGCUUCGGCGCAGAAUGGGCACGGCGCCAAUGGCAUGUCGAGAACAAGAGGGAAGAGAGAUUAG